AUGUGGCUGCUUGCCUCAUACACAUACCAGAUGUACCCGCAAAGAAGCUUUGUCUUUUAUGCUUUUGGCGAGACACUCUGUGAUCUGAAGGUAGCAGCCACGCCGUCGCGACGCGUCGCGAAUGAUGUCCUUGCUUGCUCUCGUGUGAAUCAGAAAACGGUUUCCCAUAUCACCGCGAGAGAACUGGAUGCCGAGGAUGGCGCGGGCAGCGAUGCAGAUGAGUACGAGGGUGAGGACGCUAUCGAGGCACUCUUGUAUGGCGGACAGGGCCCGGUCGAGUACCACGAUGGCCUAGAUAAUGGAUGCUCGAUUGAAUGA
Molecule: messenger RNA, 318 nt
Organism: Penicillium riverlandense
Lineage: Eukaryota; Fungi; Ascomycota; Eurotiomycetes; Eurotiales; Aspergillaceae
Exons: 1
Coding region: 1-318 (105 amino acids)
Source: RefSeq, a predicted model, not a curated record